Messenger RNA from Triticum dicoccoides, 853 nucleotides. Its product is annotated as adenine phosphoribosyltransferase 5-like. The record is from RefSeq and is a predicted model, not a curated record. Lineage: Eukaryota; Viridiplantae; Streptophyta; Magnoliopsida; Poales; Poaceae. Gene Ontology annotation, cellular component: cytosol. Gene Ontology annotation, molecular function: adenine phosphoribosyltransferase activity. The coding region runs from base 1 to 564 and encodes 187 amino acids. The transcript is spliced from 7 exons.
AUGGGCGCAUGCGCAUGCAUGCAGUGGCAGCCGCUGUGCGAGCUGAGCGAGGGCACAGUGACGUUCGGCGCGGGCAGGCAGGAGGCAGCCAGCCGGUUCGCGGCGUCGUCGAGCGAGCGUACUGGACGGGACAGACUAGUGCUUGUAGGUAAGCGGCGUCUUCGGGCUCUCUUUGUCUCCCCCGCGCCGCUCUGCCGGCGAUCAGGCAUUGAAGCAAGAGGAUUCAUAUUUGGCCCCGCGAUCGCGUUGGCCAUCGGGGCCAAAUUCAUACCGCUGCGCAAACCCGGCAAACUCCCAGGUGCGGUGAUUUCCGAGAAUUAUACGCUCGAGUAUGGGACGGAUUGCUUGGAGAUGCAUGUUGGAGCCGUCGAGCCCGGCGACCGUGUGGUGGUCGUGGAUGAUCUGGUUGCAACCGGCGGGACACUUUCUGCAGCCAUAAAACUUCUUGAACGCGCUGCAGCUGACGUUGUUGAGUGUGCAUGCCUCAUCGGACUCCCUAAGUUUAAGGAUUUCUACAAGCUCGAUGGAAAGCCAGUUUACAUACUGGUGGAGUCCAAAAAGUGAAAUGAUGAUGAUUGAUCAGAAAAAGGAUCACAGCUUCAUUCCUUUGCAAGAGCGCAUGGUGGAUGUGUAUUGAUAACUCUGCAGUACACUGUCAGGGGCAGCUGCUAUUGCUAAGUGUCUUGGUGGAGAGGGUGAGAUAGAUGAGAUGUAGUCUUCCUAGCACUAGUUUUCCAGUAGUGAAGUAUUUGAUGAGAGCUUGUAGCUAUUUCUGUCGGGAAUCACCACUGUUAGCUGCAAAGAAAAGAACCAUCCUGCUGUUCAGGUUCUUUUUAUGAGAAUUUUUUGUGUA